GGAGCCUGAUGGAGCAGGAGAGGAGGGGAAGACUGGAGGGUCUGUAAGUGCAGAGCAGAGAGUACGAGACAUCUGAGGGUCUGUAGAGGCUGCAGAGAAGAGAAGGAGGUAUUGGCAAGUGGAAAGGGGGAAGUGGGGGAGAGAGAGGUGGUGAGUGUAUGCUUGCAUGCUUUCAGAGUGAGGAUAGCCAGAGUGUAAGGGACAGGGUAGGAGUGCAGGAGGAGGGAGCGCAGGGUCGGCUCUUGGUGACACCUUGGAGGGGUUGUAAGAGGAGAGGGCGGGGGGGAAAGUCAUCUGGGGUGGAUUUCAGGGCAGGACGAGCUGUCAGAGCGCAGGGCAGAAGUGUGAGGAGUCACUGUGAGGGAAGAAGGGGAAAAUGUUGAGGGAGAAGAAGACAUAAGAUAGAAAAUAUGAAGCGCUGAGAGGUGGAAAAGAAGAGGGAAGCACUUGACUGGAAGGAGCGGCUGAGUGUUGAGGAAAUUAGGGGUGUUUGCUUGGAAGUAUGGGGUGCAUUCACAGCACGAGCACCGGCAGGAUAAAGAAGCCCGAUACAGGCACUGGAGGAAUCCCCAUAAAGGCAGACCCUGAGCUACAUCCUGAAAUCCUUCAACUUGCAGAGCUCGCCAAAUCAGGGAGCCACUCCUUCACAGUGAAGAGCUUCAAGAGGAAGCGAAUAUGCGACGUGUGCAAGCAGAACAUUGACAACCCUGCGGCUUUCUGCAAGGAGUGCAAAGUUGCAGUUCACAAGGCAUGUGAAGCCAAGGUGACUCCAACUUGCACCUCAACACCAGACCUGCAGAGUUCCACUAAAUCACAGAAGAAGAGAGGCUCCUUACCAAGGAGUAAAAGCGUGGAACAAGUGAUGGAGCAUGUGAUGGAGCACCAUUACAACUUUGACCUCACCUACAUCACAGAGAGGAUCAUCUCUGUCUUCUUCCUGCCAGACCUGGACGAGCAGCGAUACCGCAGAAACCUGCAGGAGGUGGCCUCCAUGCUAAAAUCCAAGCACCAGGAUAAGUUUUUGCUCCUGAAUUUAUCAGAGAAGAGACAUGACAUCACCAGACUAAACCCAAAGGUGCAGGACUACGGUUGGCCUGAUCUUCAUGCCCCGCCUCUGGACAGGAUUUGUGCUGUUUGUAAGGCCAUGGAGACCUGGCUGACCUCCGACCCCAACAAUGUGGUGGUCCUGCACUGCAAAGGAAACAAAGGAAAGACUGGGGUCAUUGUGGCAGCUUACAUGCACUACAGCAAGAUAUCAGCUGGAGCGGAUCAGGCUCUUACCACAUUGGCAAUGAGGAAGUUCUGUGAAGAUAAAGUCUCGUCUUCCCUGCAGCCCUCUCAGAACAGGUACAUCUACUACUUUGGUGGUUUGUUAUCAGGUACCAUCAAAAUGAACAGCAGUCCUCUGUUCCUUCACCAGAUCCUCAUUCCCUCUUUACCAAACUUCCAGGCAGGAGGAGGUUAUUAUCCUUUCUUGAAAAUCUACCAAUCUCUACAACUGGUCUACACCUCAGGCGUCUAUGAUCCUCAGAGCUCCAGAGCAAGAAAGCUGUGUGUGACUAUGGAGCCGGCGCUACUGUUAAAGGGUGACAUUAUGGUGAAGUGCUACCACCGACGGAGCCGAGCGGCAGAGAGGGAGGUGGUCUUCAGAGUCCAGUUCCACACCUGCACUGUUCAUGGAGCCCAGCUGUGGUUUGGCAAGACUGAACUGGACUUGGCCGGCACAGAUGACAGGUUCCCUCCAGAUGCUACAGUGGAGUUUAUCUUCUCCACUGGCCCAGAAAAAAUGAAAGGUCGAGAAUACCGCAAGAAUGAUGCCUCCAUCAAAGUGGACUACAACACCUCGGAUCCUGUGGUCAGAUGGGACUCCUAUGAGAACUUCAAUCUGCACCAUCAAGACAGCAUGGAAAAUAUCUCUCAUACGAGGGGGCCUCUGGACGGCAGCUUGUACGCUCAAGUGAAAAAGCGCCGUGGACCAGGUGCAACUGCCUCAGCAGCAUCACCCAAUGGAUGCCUCACUAGCAGCCCAACGGUGAAGCCCCAAGCUCCCACCCAGCCCCAGCCUCUUACCUACAGCCCCAACUCCAGCUGCUCCUCGGUCCCCUCUGAUCGCCCCGGAGACACCUCUCCAUCCAUGGACUGUCCUGAAAAAGACAACAUUGACUCUCCAUUGAGGAGAGGAGAUGGGGAAGAUAGAGCAAAGGAGAAGGCAAGAGGAAAAGAAAGGGAUAGAGAAACAGCAAUUUUAGAUGAUGGAGACCCUUCGAGUCCUGGGGGUUUGAGGCGAGAACAAUCAUGCUGCAGUCGAGCAAGUAUGAAGUGUGUUGAUGUGGGAUGGGAGCGGGACAGAGAGCUCUGUCUCUCCAAUGGUCACUGUCUCGGACGAUGCAACAGCAUUAAAAACCACCCAAAAAGCCAAACUCUGCCAGCGUUACCAUCCAAAUCGGUGUCUCCUCCUCCCCUUUCAGCUCAUAUGGAACUCUGCCAUCGUCAUAGUGCCCAUCCUUUACCAGAGUUACCAUGGGAACGUUCACCUCCCCCUCCUCCAUCCCUGCCUUGUCUCCACAGGCCAUGCUACCCUUAUCCCACUCAUGAACACCCACACAGUCACACCCUGCCAGCCUCAAACAGACUCUACACUGGGGAGGAGUGUCAUCUUUUCCAUUAUUCCAGCCACGGCCCAGGCUCUCACCUCUCCCCACACCAGUCGCAGCCAUCGAGCCCUUACAGAGAAAUGUUCUUCGGCUCUCCCAAACCUUCGUCUGGUUGCCACUGUCAGGACUGCUCCAGCAGGCGAGAGCUCCAGUCAGUCAGAACAUUCCACCCACUGCACCCAGACCAGGCUGAAAACCCACACUGGUCCCAAGGAGCAGGGGUACAACGAACAAGAGAGGCACCUCCGCUAUGGGAAACUGAAAAUCCAUGGGAGAUGACAAGAGAGGCAGAGUUCUGGCAGUGCAAACCAGCCAUGCCAGCAUUUCGCCUCUGUCACUCCACUUUGGACCAGGUUCCAAACCCGGAGCAACCUAGACUUGCCCUCGCACCUCACCAGAACUACCCCAUUCCCCAUUCACUCUUAGAUGUUCGGGAUGGAGCCAGCAGUGGAUAUCACACCCCUCCACAGCCCCGCCACUCCUGCCCCUGUUCUCCUUACCAGUCGUCCCCAGCUGAGAGCCAUGAGAGUCGGGGUUAUGCCUCGGGGUACUCUGGAUCAGCUUCGCCUCUGCCAGCUAGCAGCCCAUCUCCUGGGAGAGGAAGGCUGCCUGAGACGCCCUCAGGACCCAGAGACCAGGCGCACACUGAGCAUCUCAAAGUGGAAAAGGCCAAGACUGACACAGAGGAUGACAAGGUCUCUCAAGGUUCAGAGAGUAAAUCUGACUCUAACUGUCAGUCAAGCACCCCUGGAUUGGACUCCGACCAUGACUAUACACUUAUUGGUAGCAGCAGCCCAACACACACAGAAGACAGUGUAACUGCUGAUAGCCGUCCUCAAAGCCAAGAAACUUCGACACAACUGGAGUCCAACAGCAAAACUAUCACACCAGUACCAACAGAAGCACAAACCCAAACUCCAACCGUAUCUAUAAACCUCACACAGCCAUCAAGUGAGUCCUCUCAGAGCUGGAGUCCGGAUCCUAAGGUUGGAGCAGCCAAAGUCACAGGAAGUGCAGAUGGUUCUAACCAAUCACGUGCUUCAAAUUAUGCUACUGUCAUCAUCACUCCAGUCCAAGUGCAGCUCAAUGGGUCCGCCCUUCCUACUGAUUCCCCAUCUGACUGCAGCAGAAGUGUAUCAGUGAAUCCUUCUACCUCCCUAACGUCUAGUCCUUCCACCACUUCCCCAAACUCUCCUGUUGGCUCCCCAGAGCUGCAGGCAUCUCCUCAGCGUUCCGCAUCUGCUACAGAUGUAGCAGGACAAAGACUGACUCCAGACAGAGACAGCUCAGCCGACACCAAACCUCCAUCACCUGUACCUGAUGGAUAUCACACACCAAACUUCCCUUUAGCAUCCUAUUACUACUCAUUAUUAAAUGUCCCCCAUGUCCCAUACACCGGGUACACUGCAGUCACUAUCCCUGCCAUCCAGCCACCACUUCCGGAGAAGAAACGCUUUUCCUCCACAGCUGGAUCCCUGAAUGGACACAACUCACUCCUCCGGGCCUCCUCGGCUCCGUCCCCCACGCACCACGUUAGUUUCUCCCCUGCUGUGGGGGAGCAGAGACGGGGAUCUGCACAACAGAGCAGUAGGGAGGAGGAAAACAUCAGGGUGAAUGCUAAGUUUGUCCAGGACAGCUCCAAGUACUGGUACAAACCAGGCAUCUCUAGAGACCAAGCCAUAGCUGUGUUGAAGGAUAAGGAACCAGGAACUUUCCUCAUCAGAGACAGUAAUUCCUUCCAAGGUGCCUAUGGUCUGGCCCUCAAAGUGGCCACUCCUCCUCCUAAUGCCAACAUUGCUGGGAGCAAAGGGGAUCCUCUGGAACAGCUGGUGAGACACUUCCUCAUCGAGACUGGGCCACGGGGAGUGAAGAUCAAGGGCUGUCAGAACGAGUCCUACUUCGGAAGCUUAUCUGCCUUAGUGUACCAGCAUUCAAUUACUCCCAUCUCUCUGCCAUGUGCCCUUCGCAUCCCAGAAAAAGAUCUGGUUGGGGAGCUUCAGGAGAUGCAGAGUGCAACAAAUACCAGCACAGCAGCUGACCUCCUCAAACAAGGAGCAGCUUGCAACGUGCUCUACCUGAACUCUGUAGAAACGGAGUCGCUAACGGGGCCGGAAGCGGUCUCCAAGGCAACCAAGUGUACUUUGGCUCUGAAUCCACGUCCAGUGGCAACGGUGGUCCACUUCAAAGUGUCCUCUCAGGGCAUCACGCUAACCGACAGCAAAAGAAGGCUAUUUUUUAGGAGACACUAUCCAAUCAACAGUGUCACUUUCAGCAGUCUUGACCCCCAAGAUCAGAGGUGGACUAAUUCUGAUAGCACGACAAGCAAGAUGUUUGGCUUUGUGGCCAGACGGACAGGUGCUGCCACAGAGAACGUGUGUCACCUGUUUGCAGAGAUGGACCCCGAACAGCCAGCUGUGGCAAUUGUCAACUUUAUCAACAAAGUCAUGCUUGGACCACAGCUAUGCAGAUGAGAAAGCAGGAGCAUUUCAAAAUUUGGACUCUUAGGGGAUCCGGGGGAGAUGUUAAUAUGAUUUUAACAUAUUUUCCAAUCAAGUGUGUAUGCAGUGACAUUUUUAUUUGCAUUUGUGCAGGUGGCACCGCCGUGCUCGGCUGUAUGACUGUAUUUUAAAGAGAAUCCAGUUCAAAUCACUGCUCUGUAAGAUGAAGACUUAUUUAGAUGUCAGUUUACUAAAAAAGUUACAAAGGAGUGGUCUGAAAAGCCAAAAAGCAACCCAGCUUUGGCGAUCCUUGCCAAAAGAGAUCGAAAUAAUAGUUUAAUUUGUUUUGUGUUGGUUUUUUUUCUGCUAUUUAUAAAGAAAAUCCAUUUAUCAAAUGUAUUAAAGAUUCUCUACAUCCGUAUUCAAAGCAAAGAGGGCUCAGAAGGUCAAAACAAUGUGGCAGAAUGUAAGUGGCAUGUUUAAGGUGUAAACUGGCAUGAUUUCAAUUGUGAUCCUAAUGCAAAGUGGGAGAGAGUAAAGUAAGCGAUUUAAUGGAAGCAGUCGUGUAUUAUGAUUAUCUAAGGAGAAAGUGUCUUUAGAUACAUUUUAACUCCAUCUUUACCUACAUAGAUGCAGCAAUCAGUAUUGGGUUUCCACAGUAUCUUUACUAAUAAAAUGAUUGUUCCAGUGUUAACCACAGAUGUAAAUGAGUAUUAAAGUGAAAAUAACAAGGCUUUAAAACACAUAAAGGUACAUGACUACAUUGCAAGGAUAUUUGCAGCUUCUCUACUGCUACAAGUAAUAGAAAGCUUUAUUUUGUGAAGCUAAAAAAUGCAAGGAAUUGAAAUAUAUUGCCCUCAGAUGAAAUGUACAAUGUCCAGAAUGUUGGUAAUGUCAUUAUAAAAAGGGCCAGUGUAGAAAAGUCUCUCCACAUCACAGGUGAGCCUUGUUCCUGUUUUAGAUUUUAACAAAUAUCCAUGGAAACAUAUGAUUCAUUUGUGUCGGAGUUUCACUUUAAGCCAAAGAUUUGUUGUGUAAAGAUAUUUUGUUGUUUGUUUUGUUUUUAUCUUCUUUUUGUUUGGUAUUUGUGUGUUUUCUAUAAACUGAGACAGUAUUUAGAUGACUUAAGCACAAUCAUUAUUUUUCAUAUUGGAUUUUUAUGUAAAAGAAGUAAUAUAUUUUAGGCCUCUGAGGUGGUGAAAAGAACGGUGUAUGUCAUAUUUGACAAGAAGAUUAAACUCAGAAAUUCAAACUA
Messenger RNA from Amphiprion ocellaris (clown anemonefish), 6347 nucleotides. RefSeq names its product tensin-2. Lineage: Eukaryota; Metazoa; Chordata; Actinopteri; Pomacentridae. The record is from RefSeq and is a predicted model, not a curated record. Gene Ontology annotation, biological process: peptidyl-tyrosine dephosphorylation. The transcript is spliced from 27 exons. Bases 503 to 5125 code for a protein of 1540 amino acids. Gene Ontology annotation, molecular function: protein binding; protein tyrosine phosphatase activity.